ACGUUAAGUUUCGCUUAAAAGUCAACACAAAUUUCAUGUGGAAUAAUUUUGAAAAAUGCUUGAACUAAAUUUUAUAUGUAUUUUAGCCGUCGCUAGUCUAAUAAGCCUGAUACACUUGGACGCCACUGAUGCCUUACCGCUGCAGGAAAAUCCAACAGCACUGCAUAUUCAAGAUGUGCGCAGGAGAAGCGAUGAUAUACAAGCUCUACCCAGCGAUCACAAUUUAAGUUUAUUCCAAAAGAAAUCUGCUCUUGAUAAUACACAGAAAAAGGUCAACGUGCCCCAGGUACAUCCAGGAUUAAGAACUAAAUCACUACAAAUGGUAGCUCAAGAUAUUGAAGAGGGCGGCGGUGAGAUGCCCAAGCCUGAAAGGAGGGAAGACGGCGAUGCUGAAGCUGAGGCUGAGGCUGAUCCUGAUACUGAUUCUGGCACUGGUUCUGACACUGAUUCUGACACUGGUGCUGACACUGGCUCUGAAACUGGCUCUAAUGGAAAAGCCCCUGGAAAUGGUACAGAUAGUGGUGGUCCUAAAGAGAUUACCAUCUCCGUGCCGAAAUUCCAAAAGGAUCACAUGGGCAACUGGAUAUACCAUCAGUGGGGAGCUACCUUUGGAAAUGUGUGGGGCGAUACUCGCUUCAAUAACGGACGCUUUACCAUUCCUCGCAUCACGGUUGAUCCGAGUGCCCCAAAUAAUUAUUAUCCAGAUGGCCCCCGAUCUACCGUUUGUUUAGGAUCGACAAUCUAUAAUGUGCCCAGAGUUAAGAAUUGGUUGAAGCGCAAUGUAUAUAGGGAGGAGCAUAAGCAUAGACCAUUCUGGGAUGAUCUUAGACAGAAAAUAUUCACUCAGGGCAAUUCCGAGGAAUGUCAUGACGCGGUAAAGUAUGCAAAUUGGAAAGAAUAUCAGAAAUGUGCAUUGAGACGCAAUCAACGAUUGGAGUAUAUGGUUCCAAAAUAUCCAUCCCAUCAAAUUGGCUAUAGAGGAACGCACACAAUGUCCUCUCCCCAUCAUUAAGUAAUAUUGUUUAUGAUACAAAAUUGCUAGGAAUUUUUUGAAUCUUAAAAUGGAGCUUAAUUUGAUACACAAAAUAAAAUUAUUUUAUAAAAUCAAAAGUA
This is a messenger RNA of Drosophila innubila, 1113 nucleotides long. RefSeq lists its product as uncharacterized. The record is from RefSeq and is a predicted model, not a curated record. NCBI's taxonomy places the organism in Eukaryota, Metazoa, Arthropoda, Insecta, Diptera, Drosophilidae. The transcript is spliced from 3 exons. The coding region runs from base 56 to 1012 and encodes 318 amino acids.